CGAGUAUCCGAUAAAUAAGGAGUUUGUUGAGCUGCAAAUCAUGCAAAGCUGCUCUAUAGGUUUCACAGAAUGACAACAUGAAAGGUGAAAAUGAGGAUAUUAUCGGAUCUUUAAUGAAAUGAAGCAUGGAGGCCGCCACUACUCAUGUCUUUUUCCUCCUCUGUGGACCUGCACUGCUGCACAGGUGAUUGCUGUAAUUCAAUACACCUGCAGGCUGACACCUGACAACUUCUCCCUCCUGCAGCUUCCAGCUUCACUGUUUAUCAUCUUGCUUCUCAUCGUCCUAAUAUUCUGCUUUUUGACUAAAUCUGAGAUGGUUAGAUUUGAAUACAUAUUGUCAUGUGGAACCGAGCCUGCAGUCAGUCCCCUGCUGGGACAUGCAGCCACAAAGCAGUGAUAUCAAAGACGGCAUUUCUUCAGAUUUUACCGUGCACAGUGUCUCAGCUGCUGUCUGCUUCAGAAGUCAGCAGUGACUCUUUCGCAAUAUGCGACUUGGAACUUAACCAGCUGUCUGUCGUGGGCAUCAUCAGAGGAUAUGUUCCCUUUGUGACCAACGUCCAGUAUUCAUUGGACGACAUGACCGGUCCACCUUUGAGUGUGAAGCAGUGGGUCAACUCAGAGGAUGGCGCUACGAUGACUUUUGUUCCUCCUGGAACAUACGUGAAGGUUAUUGGAAGUCUGCGCAACUUCAGAAGAAAGAGAACAUUGUUGGCGAUGGAUGUGCGCUGUAUCAAAGACCUGAAUGAAAUCACGUCACACAUGCUGGAAGUGGUACAAGCUCAUAUGCAGCUUUUUGGAAAGGGAUUUGAUGUGAAUAUGAAUAUCACUGCUGCACCGCGAUCUGGAAGAGUCUUUGAUUACGGAGGUGAUGAUGGACACCCUGAAGACGUCUUGCCAAACGAUCUCUCCACCAUCCAGUCUCAGGUGCUGCAUGUCAUCAGGAGUUUCUCUGUCCAACUUGAAGGCAUCAGUUUCAAUGACCUGGAGAGACAGCUGGAACACCUGAGUGUGUGGGACAUCAGGACUUCGUUGACAUUUUUGAUCAAUGAAGGUCACGUCUUCUCCACCAUUGAUGAGCAUCAUUUCAAGUCGUGUGUACAUUAGUGGCGACGCAUCGUGACAUCAGAGCAUCUACACGCUACCCAUAUUUUUGAAGACGGCAUAGACCGUAUUGUUUUUGUUAUUUAUUUAAAACUUAAUGACGGUGUAAACAUUUUUUUUGUAGAGAAUAAGUCAACCGAUGUAUUGAUGUUUAUUUUAAUGUUUUAACUUUUCUGUUUCUAAUUUGUUUUCUGAAUACGUGGGUAGACAGAAAAAAAAAAGAUGUCAUGCUAUCUGUACAUAAAGUAUGAAGUGCUAAA
Labrus mixtus (cuckoo wrasse) is the source of this 1361-nucleotide messenger RNA. RefSeq names its product replication protein A 32 kDa subunit-like. Bases 340 to 1104 code for a protein of 254 amino acids. The record is from RefSeq and is a predicted model, not a curated record. The transcript is spliced from 9 exons. Gene Ontology annotation, biological process: DNA replication; double-strand break repair via homologous recombination; nucleotide-excision repair. Gene Ontology annotation, molecular function: DNA binding. NCBI's taxonomy places the organism in Eukaryota, Metazoa, Chordata, Actinopteri, Labriformes, Labridae. Gene Ontology annotation, cellular component: DNA replication factor A complex; chromosome, telomeric region; site of double-strand break.